Molecule: messenger RNA, 765 nt
Organism: Penicillium chermesinum
Lineage: Eukaryota; Fungi; Ascomycota; Eurotiomycetes; Eurotiales; Aspergillaceae
Product: MYB DNA-binding domain protein
Exons: 4
Coding region: 1-765 (254 amino acids)
Biological process (GO): regulation of DNA-templated transcription
Cellular component (GO): nucleus
Molecular function (GO): RNA polymerase II cis-regulatory region sequence-specific DNA binding; DNA-binding transcription factor activity, RNA polymerase II-specific
Source: RefSeq, a predicted model, not a curated record
AUGAUUGCGUUACAAAAUCGGCCUAUCUUGCCGCCCGCCAAAGUGGAUAUCUCACUACUACUCAAGCCCCAGGAUGAGGAAGAAAGCCCCCCCGGUCCUUGCCAGGCCCCCCCGCCAGGAGCAGCUCCCCUUUUGACAGGUCCGGCUCCGUCUGUAGCCCCGCCUUUGACCAAGCCGGGCUCCUCGGGGGCUCCCAAACGCCUGCAGCCUGCUCAUACCGCCGAAUCCCCGGCCAAGAAGCAGUCCAAAUGGUCUCCCGAAGAGGAUGCUCUCAUCAUCGAGCUGCGGGGCAGCGGCAUGAAAUGGGAGGAUAUCAGCAAACGGUUGCCAGGUCGCAGUGCGAUCAGCUGCCGUCUUCACUAUCAAAACUACCUCGAACGUCGAAGCGAAUGGGAUGAAGACAAGAAGAACAAACUAGCCCGAUUAUAUGAACGAUUCAAAGCAGAAAUGUGGUCCAAAGUGGCGGAGGAAAUGGCCAUUCCAUGGCGCGCGGCAGAAGCGAUGCACUGGCAGCUUGGAGAGCAGGAGAUGGCCCGCCGCGCCGGCGUGCCAUGCGAUCGAUCCCCCAACCACCCGAACGCGUCGGGCCAGCACGUCUUUGACUCGACCACGAAAAAGUUCUACUUCGCGCACCCUCCCAGGCCACCCACCUGGCCUCGCUCCUCAGCUUCCUUCCUCGAGGAGCUAACGGCAGGCGUGCCUGCCUAUGCUCCACCUGUGCCUCUUCCCCGCGAGAGUACUAUGGAGUUGGACGACCAGAGAUGA